AUGGAGGUGAUGGAGGAGAACUUCCUGGGCUUCGGCAAGUCCACCUUCUGUGGCGAUGCCACGGUGCCCGUGGACAUGCUGCUCAGUGGUGCCAGGACCGUCUCCGUGGGCUUUAUGCAGACGCAGCCACAGCCCAUUCCACUCUACAAGCGCGGGGAAAACACCGGGCGGAUCGUCGUGCAAAUUCUCAUCCACUUGCCCGAGAAUGAUGAGCAGGUUGCUGACCUCACGUAUGUGGACACCGAGAAGUUUGUGACUCCGGUGCAGAGACUCGGAGUGUCUGGUGGUACUGCGCCGUUCUUCAGCCUUCAGCUUACAAAGCCAGAGGGCAAGAGAUUCGGUGAUUACUGGAUUGGCAAGGAUUUGAGUCGGGCGACCGACGAAGUGCAGUUUUAUGAGAAGGUCAAGAGCUUGAGCAAGCAUUCGAGUCGCGAGGUGCAAGCGUUGUACAACUUCAUGUUCGAGUACGAUGGCAUUCUAAAAACAACCGAGAAAGAUGUGGAGGAUCCGGGUCCUUUGGAGCUUCUGGUCUUACAAAACAUGCGACAUGGCCGAAAGUCUUUGAGGCUUUUGGACAUCAAGGUGGGAGAGAAGACGGCAGCUGCAAACUGGAAAGGCAAGUCACGCCUGGCAGCGCUGCGACAAGCCUUGAUUGAUGAGCACACCAACUCCCAGGCCGAAGGCUUCCGCCUGGAGGGCUUUGAUGGCCAGACGCCGGUGCUGUUGUCCAUGGAUCCUCUACUGGAUAUCGGUGGCGAGGAGGGCCACAGCAAAUCCACGCAGAAAAAGGCACGGCGCUUGAUGCUCCAAAGACUUCCAGCUGCUGACAUGCUGACGCAUUUCUUAGACUUGCAUAGCUAUGAUCCACAGAAGCAUCCCUCGAGCGAGCUGGCAGAGGUGGUCUUAGAUGAGAUCUUUGGAUUGAUUUCAGCACAUCAAGACGGUGAAGGCUUUUCGCCCGAGCAGGAAGCUGACCUCCGGAAGAGUGUUUUGGUCAAGAUCUUCGAUUGGGGCAGGUCGGAGCUCAAUACGCUGGAGGAGCACUCGACACGCAGUGCAGAGGAGCAGCAGGACCGCCUGGACUUUUGGCGCCUUUAUGUGGGAGGAAUCCAGAGGCUGGCAUGGGAGGCAGCGCGAGCCUACCGCCACCGCUUCGGCAACUCCGACAGCUGGGCGAAAGUGCAACUGGUGGUCUAUGACUUUGACUCCAUGACUGACAGCGAUUUCAUGGGUCAGGUCUUUGUGGAUUUAGCAGAGACUCCAGAGACCACGGCCCCGCUGCUCACGGCAGAUGGUGCCCCGGUCGUCGGCAAGGAGGGAGAAGCUACCAUCACCUACUCCAUUUCUUGGAGAAGGUUUCACGCCGCAAGUCGCUUGCAAGGGGCUUGGAGCGUGCGGAUCAUUCGCGCAGAGAAGUUGCCAGUGUGUGACACCUCGGUGUGGCCUUUGAGUGGCUCCUCCGACCCCUUCGUCAAAGUCUUCGCCUUUAGCACCGAGGAGAGCUACCGCUGUGUGCAGCGUAGCUUCGAGGUCUGGGAGGAGACUUUUGACCUGCCCAUUGGAAAGCCUGAGCACGCCAACUUAGAGGCAAUCGUGGGCUCCCCGAAGGCCGAGGAUUUCCCCAUUGAGUCUCGGAUAGCAGAAGCAGAGGGCCUGAAAUACUGGACCGAGCUGAUGCACACGAUUUGCUGCUUGCCAUCAUGGGGGGGAACGCUCUGA
This is a messenger RNA of Durusdinium trenchii, 1719 nucleotides long. The record is from the annotation of a GenBank genome assembly. Lineage: Eukaryota; Dinophyceae; Suessiales; Symbiodiniaceae.